AUGGCCGUCUCAACACCCAAACAGGGACUCUCCAUCCGCCCCGCCACGCCCGCCGACGUCCCCGUCCUCCUGCCGCUCAUCCGCUCCGCGUACCGCGGCGAAUUCUCCCGCAAGGGGUGGACGACGGAGGCGGACCUCCUCGCGGACCAGCGCAUCGACGAAGCCGGGCUCCUCGCCAAGAUCACGGAGCCCGAGGGCGUGGUCCUCCUCGUCGUGGACCCGUCCGCCCCGGCCACGGCGCUGUCGUGCUGCGAGGUCGCGCGCAGCAAAAAGGACCCCGCGGUGGCGUACUUUGGCCUCUUCGCCGUGGACCCGGAGAGGCAGGCCGGCGGGGUGGGCAGGGCCGUGCUGGCGCACGCCGAGGCCUUUGCGGCGGCGCGGUGGGGGGUUGUGCGGAUGGAGAUCGGAGCUGAUUGCGUGGUACCAGCGGAGGGGUACGGCAAGACGGGGGAGAGGAGGGAGUUUCCCUACAAGGAGCUCGUCGACGGCAAGGCGCUGAGGGACGAUUUGUGGUUCGAGGUCCUGGAGAAGGAGUUGUAA
This is a messenger RNA of Colletotrichum spaethianum, 540 nucleotides long. RefSeq lists its product as uncharacterized. The record is from RefSeq and is a predicted model, not a curated record. Gene Ontology annotation, molecular function: acyltransferase activity, transferring groups other than amino-acyl groups. The transcript has 2 exons. Bases 1 to 540 code for a protein of 179 amino acids. NCBI's taxonomy places the organism in Eukaryota, Fungi, Ascomycota, Sordariomycetes, Glomerellales, Glomerellaceae.